This is a messenger RNA of Carassius carassius (crucian carp), 1669 nucleotides long. RefSeq names its product glycine receptor subunit alpha-4-like. The record is from RefSeq and is a predicted model, not a curated record. Gene Ontology annotation, molecular function: transmembrane signaling receptor activity; glycine binding; chloride channel activity. Gene Ontology annotation, cellular component: synapse; neuron projection; plasma membrane. Gene Ontology annotation, biological process: chemical synaptic transmission; chloride transmembrane transport; signal transduction. The coding region runs from base 1 to 1422 and encodes 473 amino acids. The transcript is spliced from 8 exons. NCBI's taxonomy places the organism in Eukaryota, Metazoa, Chordata, Actinopteri, Cypriniformes, Cyprinidae.
AUGACAGUCUUCUCUGUCAAUAUCACUGACUGUAUCUGUUGUCCUUUUCCUCACCUUUCUAUUUCUUGCUUCUUUUCUACUCCCCUUCUUCUUCGCUUUUUUUAUAUCUCUGGCAGACUGGGCUCCUGUAAAGAGGAGAUAAAGUCCUCCGGCAGGCCAGCCCCAAAACCAAUGUCCCCAUCUGACUUUCUGGACAAGCUGAUGGGAAGAACCUCCGGCUAUGACGCUCGCAUCAGACCCAACUUCAAAGGACCACCAGUAAAUGUCACCUGUAAUAUUUUCAUCAACAGCUUUGGAUCCAUUACUGAGACAACUAUGGAUUAUAGGCUUAACGUUUUUCUACGCCAGCAGUGGAAUGACCCUCGAUUGGCCUAUAGUGAAUAUCCUGACGCUUCUCUAGACCUGGACCCUUCUAUGCUGGACUCCAUAUGGAAACCUGACUUGUUCUUUGCUAAUGAAAAAGGUGCAAACUUCCAUGAAAUCACAACAGACAACAAGCUGCUGAGGAUCUUUCAGAAUGGCAAUGUGCUAUACAGCAUUAGGCUAACACUCAUCCUGUCUUGUCCCAUGGACUUGAAGAAUUUCCCAAUGGACAUUCAGACCUGUACCAUGCAGCUAGAAAGCUUUGGCUACACCAUGAAUGAUCUGAUCUUCGAGUGGCUUUCAGAUAGCCCUGUGCAGGUGGCGGAUGACUUGACUCUUCCUCAGUUUUUACUAAAGGAGGAAAAAGAUCUUGGCUACUGCACUAAACAUUACAACACAGGUAAAUUCACCUGCAUUGAGGUGAAGUUUCACUUAGAGAGACAGAUGGGCUACUAUCUCAUUCAGAUGUACAUACCCAGUCUGCUGAUUGUCAUCUUGUCUUGGGUGUCUUUCUGGAUCAACAUGGAUGCUGCCCCUGCUCGGGUGGGUUUGGGUAUCACUACUGUGUUGACCAUGACCACCCAAAGCUCCGGUUCACGAGCCUCUCUACCCAAGGUGUCCUAUGUGAAGGCCAUUGACAUCUGGAUGGCCGUUUGUCUGUUGUUUGUGUUUGCUGCAUUGUUGGAGUAUGCAGCAGUCAACUUCGUCUCAAGGCAACACAAGGAGUUCAUCAGGCUGCGCAAGAAGCAUCGAAGGCAGAGAAUAGAGGAGGAUCUUGUUCGGGAAAGCCGUGGCUUUUACUUCCGUGGGUACGGACUGGGCCAUUGCUUACAAGCGAAAGACGGGACAACUGUGGAUGGGUCCAGCGUAUUCACCCCUCCACCCCCAGUGCAAGUGCUGUACGACGGAGAGGCCAUUCGGAAGCGUUUUGUGGACCGAGCCAAGCGAAUCGACACCAUAUCCAGAGCCGUCUUUCCUCUCAGCUUCCUCAUAUUCAACAUCUUUUACUGGAUCACCUACAAAGUGCUGCGACACGAGGACAUCCACGCCAGCCUGUAAUCACUCCAUCUCUCCCGGUUAUGCCACUUGUUCAUCUUACUGCUUCUUUUCUUUUCUUAUAGCUCUUCAUUUAAACCAAAACCGCCUGUCAUACUCACCCUAGAAGUGUAUUUCAAAGGCACAUUCACCCAAGAAAUACCAUCAGUGCUAAAACCAUGUGCUCAGGUGUGACUUCUGGAUUUCAAAAAGAUUUUAAAGUGCCCACUCAGAGCGCAGAGGGCUCAAAGAUGCAAAUGCUGCUGUUGGG